This is a messenger RNA of Phasianus colchicus (ring-necked pheasant), 1759 nucleotides long. Lineage: Eukaryota; Metazoa; Chordata; Aves; Galliformes; Phasianidae. The record is from RefSeq and is a predicted model, not a curated record.
AUGGGCUCCCUGGGGCGCUGCCUGGCGCGGGGGCUGCUGCGGGGUCAGCCCGGCAUCCGCCUCCCCUUCGGGCCGCCGCGCUGCUACGGCUCCGCCCCCCCGGAGCUGCGGGAGCAGACGCUGGUGUUGGUGAAGCCAGACGCAGUGCAGCGGCGGUUGGUGGGCGAUGUCAUCGGGCGCUUCGAGCGGCGCGGCUUCAAGCUGGUGGCCAUGAAGCUGCUGCAGGUACCGGCACUGCAAGAGAGGGGUGGGGGUGUGCAUGGACCCCCAUCUCCUGGGUGUCCCUGCAUCACUUUAUGGUGCUGUCAGGCGGAUCGGGGCCUCCUGGACCGUCACUACCAGCACCUAAAGCAGAAGCCCUUCUACCCCGCUCUCCUAGCCUACAUGACAUCGGGGCCGCUGGUGGCCAUGGUGUGGGAGGGCUACAACGUGGUGCGCUCCACGCGUGCCAUGGUGGGGGACACGGAUUCAGCACAGGCAGCGGCAGGGACCAUCCGGGGGGACCUCAGCAUGCACGUCAGCAGGAACGUGGUGCAUGCCAGCGACUCGGUGGAGACGGCGUCGCGGGAGAUUGGCUUCUGGUUUCAACAGAAUGAGCUGGUGGCCUGGGAGAGCGGAGAUAGCCAGUACACCUAUGGGCCAUGAGGGCACUGAGACCCCCGUGCUAUUAAACACUGCACCUCCUCUGCUGCCCUGCUCCUGUCCCUCGCCAGCGCUGGGGUGUGAACCGGGGGGACUGGGAGGCAGCAGGAGGUGCUGGGGGACGCUGGGAUGUCACUGAUGGGCAAUGGUCAGCGUUGGGAUGUCAAUGAGGAGAAACUGGGGUGGUGGUGAGACGCGCUGGGAUGUCACUGGGAAGUACUGGAGGCACUGGGAUGUCACUGGAGGACAACGGACAGCACCGAGGUGUUACUGGGCUGACAAUGGGAAGCACUGGGAUGUAACCAAGAAGUGCUGGAUGUCACUGGGGGUACUGGAAUGGUAUGGAGUGGGAACUGAAUGGCGCUGAAUCCUCACUGUGGAAGCACUGGGAUGUGCUGGAGAUGCUGGGAAGCACAGAAAUGUCACCGGGGGCACUGCGAGGCUACUGGUGAGAUCCAAGAGGCACUAAGAAAUGCUGGAGGUGCUGGGAUACCCACUGAGAAGCACUGGGUGUCACUGGGGGCAGUGGGAUGUCACUGAGAUGGCAGUGGGUUAUCGCAUGGCAUCACCGGAGUGGAACUGGGAGACAGUGGGAGGUCAUGGGGGGCACUGGCACUGGGAAGGGCAGCAGAGAGCAGUGGGACGUCACUGGGACACACUGAAAUGUCACCAAGAAGUGCGGGAUGUCACUGGGAGGCACUGGUGUAUCAUGGAGUUGCAACGCACAGCUCUGGGGUGUCACGGAGAAGUGCUGGGGGGGACACUGGGAAGCACGGUGAUGUCACUGGGGCUGCUGGGAGGGCACUGGGAAACUCUGGGAGGCACCAGUAAGUGCUGGGGGGCACUGGAGGGCAAUGGGACGUCACUGGGAUGGUACUGAUAAGUGCUGGACGCCAUCGGGAGCCACUGGGCGACACGGGGAUGUCUUUUGGGGGCGCUGGGAUGUCGCUGGGUGGCACUGAGAUGUCACGUGGGCUCACUGGGACGGAACUGGGAGGCACUGGGACGUCCUUGGGGGCAGCGUGGGGGCACGGGGAGACCCCUGAGUGACCUGGCAUUGCGGUGGGGGAACUGGGAGGCACGGCGGGCAGGACGAGAUGCCCGGUCCGCCGCUGGG